Nematocida ausubeli is the source of this 1308-nucleotide messenger RNA. RefSeq lists its product as uncharacterized. The transcript has a single exon. Lineage: Eukaryota; Fungi; Microsporidia. The record is from RefSeq and is a predicted model, not a curated record. Bases 1 to 1308 code for a protein of 435 amino acids.
AUGGCAACAGGCACAAUUAGCGCCCUGCUGCAGGAUGACGAUAUAAUGAAGGAGAACCAGACUCUUGACCAGUCUUUUGUUCCGCAUAUGGAAUAUGCCUCAUCACGGUCCUCUGCAGACGGAGAGCUCAUCCGCCAUGUAACCACAGCCUUCGCAGAGGUGUGCAAAAGAAUUGAAACUCUGCACAAUAUGAUUGAGAAACAGGCAGAACGCCCAGAUGUAAUGGAAGAAAAGCCUGAUCUAGACAGCAUGAUAUUACAGGAAAAAGACGAAGUAGGCUGGCUGGAGAGGAUUAAGCAGAUCAUAUACGGCAAAGACAAAGAGGAGAGCACCGAGUAUCCGCAGGCUGCUGAAGAGCACACAGUGCAGGCAGAGCCAGAGCAAAUCAUAGAGCACAGCGUGGAGCAUAGCACGCUUCUAAAUGCGCUGCGCAGAGUAGAAAAGGCAGGGAUGCAGGCAGUUAUGAGUCGGCAGGGGAUAGCAGGCGAGAUAACAGCGCAGAGGGAAAGAGAAAGCGCAACAGCAGAGAUAGCGUACCAGAAGGCGAGAGCAGAGGCUGCAGAGCAGGCUCUUAAAGAGACAAAAGAGCAGCUUGCAAGCUGCCGGGCCCGGCUGAAGAUACGCAAGAAAGAGAUCACGGAGGUCCGGGCCUCAUUUUCCUCGUGCUCUGCAGCUGAAGCGUCUCUUGCAAAAUUGGCCACAACUGCCUCUGUUCAGAUCACCCGGAUUCUCCUGCUUCUUGGAAUGCCAGACGCAAUUGAGCAGCUGCACAAGGAAAUAUCAGCAGGUGAGGUGGGGAAGCUGGUCACUUCUCUGCAGGAGAUAGAAGGGGUCUUCCGAGAAAGCAUGCACAGAGAGAAGGAAAUGCACGAGAAAAUGCAAAAAGACAAAAUGCAAAUUGGAAGCCAAAUCCUGGCCCUCCAUAAAGAGCUUGACGUCCUGAAAAGAGAGAACCAGGAGAUGAUAAAAGAGACAGAGAAAAUGCGAGAUGAGAAAGAUGCAAUUAUCAAUAAGCAGCGCCUAGCAAUAAAACUUCUAAAAAGCAGAAUAGUCCAGGGAAGCGGGCUUCUCUCCAGAAUUGAUCUUCCAGAAAGCAUAUCUGCAAGAAAGGACGUGCCUAUAAAUAGCGUAUUUCCGGCUGAACAGGCCAAGCCAAAGUCAAAGGUUGAGAUUGAGCUAAGGGAGAGGAUUGCAGACUUAGAAAAGCACCUUGCAGGCCUUGAUGGCACUGACACCCCGCAGUAUAAGAAGAGCUUGGCCGAUUUAGAAGACUGUAAAAGAAGGCUUGCCGAUUUUAUGAAGAUAUAA